GAACUGAGUACAAGUGGUGUUUUCAAAUAUACAUAUGUUUCUUGUGGUUUGCGCGGACACCACAUAUUUCUUCAGUAAUGGUACAAGGGUCUCCGACAGAUAACGGAGCCUGGAGAUGGGUUGUUGUUUUUGGUGCAUUUAUUUCUCACUUCAUAACUUGUGGCUUUGAGAAGGGAUAUUCGAUCAUUUAUGUCGAAAUCAUACGGGUAUACGGUACAAGUGCUGCGAUGGCAGCAAGUCUCGGAGGUUUCGCAUCAGCAGUUCGUUUACUAUUAGCCCCUUUGUCGGUUUCAUUGAGUAAUAUUUAUUCUGAACAGAAAGUAGUAAUGGCCGGUGGGAUACUAACGUUUCUGGGUCUGCUCAUAUCAGCAUUAAGUGACCAUUUCGCCCUUGUUUUCAUCGGAUAUGGAGUUAUAUUUGGUUUCGGAUUAACUCUCACAUUUACACCCUCACUAGUCAUAUGUACAUAUUACUUUCACGAACGUCGUGCUACCGCUCUCAGUCUUUCUCUGGCUGGAUGUGGCUUUGCCACAAUGAUUUUGCCGUAUUUUUUCUACUACUUGAUUUCUCAAUAUGGACUUUCUGGAGCUCUUAUAAUGCUUUCUGCGUUCAGUUUGCAUUAUUGUGUUGCUGGUGCUUUAUACUUCAAAAAGGACUUCGUAAAAGAGACUGCUGAAUCCAAAUUUGACUCAGAGAAUGACAAAUUGACUUGGCGCUCGCGAGUUUCCAGGUAUCUCUGCUUGCUAUUGAAGAUCAAAAUUGCAUCUGGAGUAUGGGUAAAGCUAUUUUUAUUUUCAUUCAUCUUGAACAUGAUGGGCUCAGGCCCAGUCACAACCCUAUUAAUCGAUUAUUCGAAGCAGCUAGGGGUAAUCGGCGCUCAGUCAGUACAAUUACUUGCUAUUGAAGGUACAGUACAGUUGGUGAUGCGGAUAGCUCUGGGAUUCAUUUUCGAUUACCGUUUCAUAAAACCUCAUAGAGGUAUUAUAUGGACUGGAGGAAUAGCAUUUUCUUCUGUAAUAAUUAUCUUUAUUGCAUUUGCCUCUCAAUUGAAGUAUUUGUCCGCUCUUAUGUUUUUGCGAGGGUUAUUUUUGGCUCUUUACAUCUCUCAGCAAGCUGUAGUUUUAUCGGAUUUAUGUGAAGGACAACCAGAAACAACGAGUCAAACAAUUGCUAUUGCACAAAUCUGCAAAGGAUUAGGAACGUUGAUUGGAUCUUACUUUUCUGGUCUAAUCAAAGAUUAUACUGAAGAUUAUCGUCCUGCCUUCAUUUUCCUUGGUAUAAUGCAAUUCAUUGGUUUUAUCACAGCGAUUACUUCUAUUUUGUGGGUGCGAAUAAAUUUACGUAAAGAAAAAUGUUUACUUGCUGCUGACAAUUUAUUAUCUAAUACUAGUGUUGCAAAUGUUUCAGAAGCUUCAUUAUCACAACCGGUGUUAAAUGAAAAUAAAACCUCAAAUAAUAAUCAACCUAGUCCUUCUUCAUCUCCUCUCUUUAUCCAUAAGGAGAUUAAUGAGACAAGUACACUUCAAAAUCCUAAAAUAUGAUAUUUUUUUGGUAAUAAGAUGUCUUCACUUCUUACACUAUUCAAGAUGGAGUAAUCAUUUAUCAACCUGAAACAGAUCUGUUUAUGUAUAUAAACAUUUUAUUUCUGUUUAUAACAAAGUGUUGUGUCAAUUUUAUAGAUUAUGCAGAGUAUUUCUUCAUUUUCGAACGUUAUUCUUACACUAUUACUCAACUAUUUGUUUAUUAUCUUUUUUCAUUUUCUCAUACCCGGUUAUCUUUAACCGAUAGUACCAUAUGUAUAUAUCCUUUAAUUUAUCGACAAAUCAACUGAUAAACAAUCUGAGCAAUUUUUCUUAUGAUGAACUAUCGUAUAACUAUUCAUUUCACUGAUUUUGUUUAUCCUUACAGGUGUAGUAACAUUGUACCAGAUGCAGUAACUGUACUGCUAAAAAACACUCAUCUAUUGACAAUUGAUGUCUGUUUUUUUCAUUAAAAGGUUAGUCUAUUAGGUAACGUGUCGCUAUCUAUUACCUCAAGCGUGUAAAAUAUGGACUAGCACUACGUAGAGAUUAUUACGUUGUCAACUUUUAUCGACUGAGAUGACGAUGAUGUAUGUUACCUACGUCUAUUGAGAUGCUCUUUCUUGACUAGCUUAAGAGUCUCUUGUAAAGAGAUUUAAAGGUGGUCACUUCAUAGUAACGAUUUCAGUCUAAAAAGUCACUGAAGACCAUCAUGAACUGUGUUUAGAAGAGAAAACACUCCUUGUGGUGUCAGCUAGCUAAUCGGAAUCUAUAUUUGGUAGCUUUAGAUAAUAUGGCUCAUAAUUGGUAAAAGUAAUGUAAAUUAAGGCUAAACCUCAAUCAUCAUCAUAUUAUUCUAUAUUUUAUUGAUUCUUUUUGACUUGCUUUCUUUCCUACUUUUAUCAAUUCAUCCCUGUUGAUAUUACUGUCCAUUCAUUGUUCAACUCGUUGUUAAUUUAUUCUUUUUAUGCUGAGAUGUAGUUUAGAACUUUUUAUCGACAAGUAUAUGGAUCAAUCUUUACAUUUGACGUCAAAUAAAGCUACUUCCGUAAGUCACACACACAGACACAAGGUGCUUAAGCAAAAGAACCUUAAAAACCAGCCUGUGCUUCAGACGAAACGUAUACCUUCUGUAUAAACUACUUUCAGCAGUGUGUAUGUAAAAGCUUGGAAACCAACACUUGGACAAUACUUACAAUGGCGCUUAUAAACCAUUAUUCAUACAAUGUUCAUUAGAGUUAAAGAUAUAUAUGUCUAAUCCUUUUAAUGUAAUUGUCUUCGUGAUGAUAAAUUUACGUUCCAAACUUUAUAUCGACUGAUUUCCUACUUCUACUUUGCGAUUGAAACCAAUUAUCUUUAUAUAUGCAGCUUAUAAUAUUUGUGUUAGCAGUUUUACAUGAACUAGAUUGUCAUCGUCCUGCUUGACCUAAGUUUUAUUUUAACUGACGUUCACUAGCAAGGCGCGACUCAGGUUUCAAGGGAACUGAUGUUUUUAUUGAGUUUAGAACCCUUUCACAGUCAGACUUUACUACUAAGUUACGAAUAAUUCCCUAAUGAAUCCAAAAUAGAAUGUAACCCAAGUCUAUGAGUUUCAGCCGAUCACUCCUAACAACUUGAUUGUAAACAAAGUUCAUUUAAUAUCCAAGUGUUUAGAUUAGUGACUACACUGCAGUAUAGUUAAUAGAACUUCAGCAAUACUAAGAGUUAUACGCUACGACAUUGGUUAUUAAUCAAUGAUCAACUAGUGUCUAUUUCUCAUUCUGAUACUUCUUGUUAUUGAUUCAGCUAAACUUCAUCCGUUAUUCAUAUAAAAUACUAUCAAAAAUUCUAUUACACUGUUCUGAAUACUUCUUUUAAAUACAAGAAUACCAUUUUGUAGAUUAA
Messenger RNA from Schistosoma curassoni, 3404 nucleotides. NCBI's taxonomy places the organism in Eukaryota, Metazoa, Platyhelminthes, Trematoda, Strigeidida, Schistosomatidae. The record is from the annotation of a GenBank genome assembly.